Messenger RNA from Lepus europaeus (European hare), 3994 nucleotides. RefSeq names its product MLV-related proviral Env polyprotein-like. Bases 1297 to 3531 code for a protein of 744 amino acids. The record is from RefSeq and is a predicted model, not a curated record. Gene Ontology annotation, biological process: myeloid cell differentiation; regulation of transcription by RNA polymerase II; DNA-templated transcription. Lineage: Eukaryota; Metazoa; Chordata; Mammalia; Lagomorpha; Leporidae. Gene Ontology annotation, molecular function: DNA-binding transcription factor activity, RNA polymerase II-specific; RNA polymerase II cis-regulatory region sequence-specific DNA binding. The transcript has 2 exons.
UUGAGGCAGGAUAGGGUUAAAAUGAAGUUGCUUGAGCUAACUGCAUAUCUUGCUUCUGUGCAAAAUGCUUUGGCUUGCAAAAUGCAUUUUGUUUAAGAUAACUAGACUUUAGCUGACCUUGUAACAUGUGAUGACUGUGCUAGCUGAUUUGGUAACAUGUGAUGAAUGUGCUAAUGCUUUUAUGAGAUAAUGGAGCAUGUGAUAAUUAUUUUAGGAGCUAUGUUGAGUUUUUGGUUAUGAUGACCCCGUGUUUAUGCCUACUCAAGGUCUUCUGUCCCCUCACCCUGGAAGUUUGUCAUGCAUCUUAUGAUGGUUUGUCAUGCUGUGGUUUAUCUUGUGAUUCUUUGUGUCAUGCUAUGGAGAUAUGCUAAUAUUGUGGUUUUCAAUUUUAAAUACGCUGUGCGGUUGAUGAUUGCCGCCUCUCUUCUCACACUGCACCAGAGAGUGUUGUUGUGCUUAGAGUUGGCCCAUCUGCGCAGAUGUAAUAAACUUCCUCUUGCUUUUAUUGCAUCGGUUGGACUGGAAUUCGUGCUUCUGGGGGUCUCUCUCUAUAGGACACCAAUUUUUGGGGUCCUACAUUGGGGGCUCGUCCGGGAUUUGGAGACCCCAGACCCACGCUCCAUUUUCCAAUCGGAGGAUUUUAAAAAACUUUUGGAAGAAGCAGUCCCUGACUCUACUCUUCGAUCUCUUUGCCAUGGAGCCGGCGCCUGAGACACGGGGCCUUGAGGGACCGGGAAGCUCUGCCUUCCCCUGCUACUUGUCGCCUGACCUUCGGCCCUCAGAGGAAGGCGCUGGGACCUGGCAUCUACAGCAGCUGGACACCCCACGCGUCUUUGGGGCCCCCUUGGCCACCACCGUGCCCCCCCGCAGCCCUCUCCUUGAGGAGCCCUCCCCGGCUGGCUCCUCGCAUAGGGACAGCCAGGGGUAUCAGCUGAGGCGGGAGCGCAACUCCAUCGCCGUGCGUAAGAGCAGGGACAGGGCCAAACACAUUCGGGAGCUGCAAGAGAAGGUGUUGGAGUACAGGCUGGAGAACGAGCGGCUGCGCGAAUGCGUGAAGCAGCUCACAGAGGAGCUGGCCGUCCUGCGCAGCCACUUGGGAGUUACCGUACAGAUUUGGGAUACUGUCAUUGCUAAGAGAGUACCGCUGACCCAGCAGUGCCAAAGUUAAGUGAAAAUGGUAAAAUGUUUACAGUAAGUCGAAGAGGGUGUGUGAAAGUCGAAGAGGGUGUGUGAAAGUCACAAAAAGUAUUUGGGCCAAUUCAGCUGGACAGGCACCAGGUAUCAACCCAAAUUUGUAUGACUUCUUCAGGGAAAAUUUUGAUGCCUUUACACAAUUUUUAUAGGGAAGCAGCUGGCUGCCGUAUACCAGUCCAAGUGCCCUGUGCUGCCACACUCGUUCCAGGCUGGGGACACCGUCUACAUUCGCAGGCACCAAACCACGAAGCUGCGCCGGACCACCUCACCAACAGUAAAAGUCAACGGAUUCAUCACCUAAGGAUCGGCGUGACGGUGGCCAUCGCCUUGGCCGUCUUCGUGCCCUCUGACUCCAUUAUCAUCUGCUUCACCCGCUCCUGCUGCUGUCUGUACAAGAUGUGCCGCCGACCGCGCCCGGUUGUUGUCACCACCACAACGCACUCAAAAACCCCUAGAGAUAAGACUAUUUUGCCCAUUUUGCUCUUAGUGUUCUUUUUUAGCAUGGUUAUAGGAAGCUCAAGCCCUCAUACUCCUUAUCAAAUUACUUGGCGACUUAUUAAUUUAAGAAACGGAGUGACUGUUAACAGCUCCUCCAGUUUUAAUGUUCUUAGUGAUUUCUUUCCAGACUUGUAUUUUGAUCUUUGCCAACUUUUUGAUGCUGAAGAUAUAUGUGUGUGGAAGGGAGGAACCUAUGCCUGUCCCGGGGGAAAGAAUGGAAAAUCUAUCCCAGGUUGCGGGGGCCCUGAGGUGGGGUACUGUGGGGCAUGGGGAUGUGAAACCACUGGAAGUGCAUACUGGAAACCCUCCUCUUCAUGGGACAUGAUUACUAUCGGAGCGGCUCCAGGCAUAACGUUUACCGAAUGCGGGGGCAGGGAUUGUAGUAAUUGCCUGGAUGGGACGAUGGGUAGGUGCCACCUCCAGGUCCUUCGCUUCACUGAUAAGGGCAAACAGGACAAAUGGGUGGGGCCUAAAUCAUGGGGCAUCUACUUGUAUAGACCGGCUAAAGAUCCCUUUGCCCUAUUCGCCUUGAGCCGGACGAUUACUGUCGCGUCCGUACCGGUUGGACCAAAUAAGAUAUUAACAAAACAUAAGAGCCCAACCUCCCGACAGUUUAAAAAGGGAAAACCCCACGGGCAAGUACUUGUCAGGAAUCAGCCCAGUCAGAUGUCCACUAACAAUCAGUCUAGAUUGGUUUCCCCGACACCCGCAUUUCCAAAUAAGCACGUAGUAACCGCGCCCCCUUUUCCCUCUUUACCCAAAACGGAGAAUAGGCUCCUCAGCUUAAUACAUGGGGCCUACCAAGCACUAAAUAAUUCUGAUUCCGAUAGGACCCAGGAUUGUUGGAUGUGCCUUGCCUCACCUCCCCCUUAUUAUGAGGGAGUGGCUGUCAUUGGAAAUUGGACCAACCAUACUACCGUCCCUCCCCAGUGCUCUAAUCUGCCAUCUCACCGGCUAACUCUUACCGAAGUAUCAGGACGGGGGCUUUGUGUAGGCUCCGUUCCCCCUCAAUAUCAGGGCCUCUGUAACAAAACCAUGACCCUCAAACCGGGCGCCUAUUAUUUAACAGGGCCAGAUGGGGUAUAUUGGGCAUGCAAUACUGGCCUAACCCCCUGCCUGGCAGGACAAGCUCAUAAUCAAACACAUGAAUGGUGCAUCAUGGUUGAAGUAUGGCCUCGAGUUACGAUACAUAACUCUGAGGAAGUCUACCGACACUAUGAGGGAAAUCUCCGGCUCCCUAGGGAACCCGUAUCCAUAACCCUAGCCCUCAUAUUGGGAGGACUCACAGUCGGAGGCAUCGGAGCAGGCAUAGGUACCGGAGCCACUGCCCUUUCAAAGGCAAAUCAUUAUCAUCAGUUACAGCAAGCCAUGCAUUUAGACUUACAAGCUCUGGAAGAAUCGGUCAGUGCAUUAGAAAAAUCCUUAACCUCACUCUCGGAGGUAGUAUUACAAAACAGACGAGGGCUAGAUUUAUUAUUUCUAAAGGAAGGAGGACUUUGUGCAGCCUUAAAGGAAGAAUGUUGUUUCUAUGCGGAUCACACUGGGGUGGUCAGAGAUAGCAUGGCAAAACUCAGAGAAAGAUUAAAACAACGGCAGAGCCAAUUUGAGGCAGGGCAAUCAUGGUUUCAGAGCUGGUUUAAUUCAUCCCCUUGGCUUACGACUUUAAUCUCCUCUAUUGCAGGACCCUUAGUAAUAUUACUCUUAAUUUUAACCAUCGGACCCUGCAUACUAAAUAGGCUUGUUCAGUUUGUUAACGAUAGAUUGUCUGUCACCCAUGCCUUAAUUCUAACACAACAACAUCAAAGUUUAAAAUCACAAGACAUAGAAAAUAAAUUUUAAAAUACAGCUAUUCCUAAAUUUUAAGAUUAAAAUUUGACCAAAAAAAAAAGGGGGGAAUGUGAAAUUGAGGCAGGAUAGGGUUAAAAUGAAGUUGCUUGAGCUAACUGCAUAUCUUGCUUCUGUGCAAAAUGCUUUGGCUUGCAAAAUGCAUUUUGUUUAAGAUAACUAGACUUUAGCUGACCUUGUAACAUGUGAUGACUGUGCUAGCUGAUUUGGUAACAUGUGAUGAAUGUGCUAAUGCUUUUAUGAGAUAAUGGAGCAUGUGAUAAUUAUUUUAGGAGCUAUGUUGAGUUUUUGGUUAUGAUGACCCCGUGUUUAUGCCUACUCAAGGUCUUCUGUCCCCUCACCCUGGAAGUUUGUCAUGCAUCUUAUGAUGGUUUGUCAUGCUGUGGUUUAUCUUGUGAUUCUUUGUGUCAUGCUAUGGAGAUAUGCUAAUAUUGUGGUUUUCAAUUUUAAAUACGCU